Messenger RNA from Tetrahymena thermophila SB210, 3765 nucleotides. Its product is annotated as zinc finger lsd1 subclass family protein. The record is from RefSeq and is a predicted model, not a curated record. Lineage: Eukaryota; Ciliophora; Oligohymenophorea; Hymenostomatida; Tetrahymenidae. The transcript is spliced from 11 exons.
AUGUAUUUAUUUCCUAGUAAUAAUCCUUUUAAAUAAAAUAUUAUUUUAUUUUAUGUAGCUGAAAAACUUGUAUUAACAGAGUUAACUGGUGUGUAUACAAGCUAAUAAAUUUAAUGGAAUGCAAAUACUGUUUUUUUAUGUGGUGCAACAGAUUUUACUGAAUUUGCUAAUAGCACUGCAUUAGGAUGGCUAGGAACAGCAAGUAAUAGUACCUAAAGAACUUUUACUAAUUUACCUCCCCAUUGGAGUAUAUCAAUAAGAUUCGAACUCAUUCUUUAUCAAUCUUUAGAUCCCGACGAUUCUAUUUAAGUUACUUUAAAUGGGUAAACUGAUUCAUAUAGAAAAGAUAAGUAUUGGCUUGGAUAUUAUUUUUGCUAUCCAAAUAAUUAUUAUUAUGAUGAAAUUGUUCUUUACUAUAAAAAUAUAACAACUCACACUAGUUCUUCUCUAACUGUUCUCGUUUGGGGAAUUACAAAUGAGUCAAUAUACAAUGAAGGUUUUGGACUCAAGAAUUUUUACUUAUCAGUAGAUACUUGUCAUGAUUCUUGUCUAAGUUGUAAAGGACCAGGAGCAGAUCAAUGUCUAACAUGUCCACCUAAUUCUACUUAAGAUGGAAAUACGUGUACAUGUAAAAGCGGCACUUAUUCUUAAAAUAACUAAUGUGUAAGCAUUUGCCCUGACGGAUAUAUUUAAGACUCAACUGGAACUCUUUGCAUUCAGAGUCUUUGUUACAGUCUUGUAUGCUAAACUUGCUAAAAAGGCAUGUGUAUUCUUUGCCAAUCUGGUUAUUAUUAAUUGAAUGGAUAAUGUGUCUAAAGUUGUCCAUCAUAUACUACUGUUAGUGGAUAAAAAUGUGUUGACAUAAUUAAUUAGACAAGCCAUGGUUAGUAUUUAUUUAAAGCUUUGUUUAGUACAUAUUUUGGAGAAGGUGAAAUUUCAGGAACAGGAUUAUCAUUUUUAGGAUUUCAGGGUUAUUUAACUAAUCCAAGUAGAGCUAUGACAACUAUUUGUGCUGGAAAAAGCCUUUUAGGUGGAGCUUAUUUGAGUUCUAUUAAUUCUUCAAUAAAUAAAUCAUUUAAUAGACUCGCUCCUCAUUGGAGUGUAUUGGUAGGUUACACACUAUACAAAAUUGAUAAUUGGAACAACGAAUCUGUUUAAAUGAUAAUAGAUGGUGAUAUAAAAGUCACUACUACUCGUAACACAACUACAAGUAAUGGAUUAAGUAAUAUUUGUGGUAGGGUUUCUUUCAACGACGAAAUUAUAUAUGUUUCUCAAAAUUUUACGCAUUCAAGCUAAAAUCUUAAUUUAAAAAUAAAUUCUACAUUAUCUUAAACAGCCUUUGAAUAAUCUUAUGGCAUCAGAGAAUUAUUUAUUUUAGUUGAUUAUUGUCCUCCUAAUUGCGGUGCUUGUAAUGCCAAUGGUUGCACAAAAUGUUCAGAUGAUUUAUUUGUAUACAAUUUCUAGUGCGUAACUGAAUGUCCUAGUAAUUAUGCCCCUGAUACAAGUAAUAUAUGUUAACCUUGUGAUGCAUCAUGUCUCACGUGCUCACUUCCAUAGAGUACUACUUCUUGUCAAACUUGCAAACCUAACACAUAUCUUAAUCCAGAUAAUUCAUGUUAAAAUACAUGUGUAGACAAUUAUUGGCCUGAUAGUACCAAAUAAAUUUGUUAGACUUGCAGUCCUACUUGCUAUAAUUGUAAAAGUCCAGGAGAUUCAAAAUCUUGCUUAAGUUGUAGUGGAGAUUUAUAUUUGAAUAAUAAUUAAUGCCUUUCUACUUGUCCUCCUGGAUAGUACCCUUUUAAAUAAACCAACAAUAAUAUUUGUCAAUCAUGUGAUAAAAAUUGCAAAACUUGCAACGGAUAAAAUAGCAACAACUGUUUAAGCUGUUAAGCUCCUUUAUUUUAUUAAGCUAGCUCAUCAACUUGUGAGUCUAGUUGUAAUGCUAAUUAAUAUAAGAAUGAUACUAACUAGUCUUGUUCUCCUUGUCCUUCUAAUUGUGCUACUUGCUCAGGACCCAACAAUAAUAAUUGUUUAUCAUGUUCUGGAAAUUUAUUUUUUUAUUAAAACUAAUGUAUUCCUAACUGUCCUGAUGGUUUCUUUAACGAUAAUACUAAUAAUACAUGCUCUCCAUGUGAUAGUACUUGUUUUACUUGUAAUGGCAGUAAGUAAAAUAAUUGUCUCUCCUGCUAAAAUAAAAGAUAUUUUAAUCCUCUUUCUAACUAAUGUGUUUACACUUGUAAUUCAAAUUAAUAUCCAGAUCAAACUUCUAAUUAAUGUAAAUCUUGUGAUACUUCAUGUUUGACAUGCAAUGGCCCCACAUCGUAAUUUUGCACCAGUUGCAUAAAUGGUCUUUUCUUAGAAAAUAAUUAAUGUGUUUAAAAAUGCAGUCAAAAUUAUUAUGUUUAACCUAAUACUAAUAUUUGUUAGUAAUGCCAUAAUUCAUGCUUAACAUGUAGUGGUCCUUCCUCUAAAGAAUGUACUUCAUGUGUAUCCAGUUUAAUAUUCAUCAACUCUUAGUGCUACUCAGAAUGUCCUAAUGGAUAUUAUACUUUAUAAGGUUAAUAAAAGAAAGAAUGUAUAUUAUGUAAUUACAAAUGUAAUUUAGGAUGCAGUGGAGAACUAGCUGAAGAUUGUGACUCUAUUAAAUACUAAUAUUAAAUUAUAUUUUACAUUUUGGCUGGAAAAUGCUUUAUUUGGCUUAUUUCUUCUAUUUCAGGAUUUAUUUUGGAUAAAAAGUAGUCUAAAGUAUAAGUUGAACCUCCUAGGACUUCUGUUUUUGUAGGCGAUAAAUAGGAUAUAUAAAUUAAUAAUUUUAACUCUCCUUAAGUUGAGAAUGAUAUUUAAAAUCUAUAACAAAAUGGUAUAGAAGAGAAAUUAUCAAGUAAAUCUAAGCCAGAAUCUGCCUCUUCAUAAAAUUAAUAAGAUAUUAUUAAUGUAGAAAAGCAAGCACAUUAAGUUUAAAUUAAACUUGAUUCAGAUAAAUUAAAAAAUAUAGGCAAUAGGAGGCCAAGACAAAAAUUUCACAAGGACCCUUUUUAUGAUAAGUAGAUAUAAUAAUUUGAGUUUUAAUUGCCAUCAAGUGCCUUUACUGUGAAUGGUGGCUAAAAUGUUAAGGGUUAAAAUGAAUAAGCACAAAGUAUAUCUACUAUUCCAAAUAUAUAAAAAUCAGGCUGUUAAAUUUAGGAAAAUUAAGAAAUAAAACCUUAUGUUUAAAAAUAUAAAACUGCUUAGCUAUUAAAAUUUGCUUUAUUAGGUAAUGAGUGGGUUUCUCUAUUCUACUUUUACGAUUCAAAUUUAAAUAGAUUUACAAGGGCAACUUUAAUAUUAGUGAAGUACUUAGCUUUUUUUUUAUCGGCAGAGCUUUUAUGCUAAAAAGCAAUAUAUUUGAUAGCAAUUUCCUUCAUCUUUGGAUGGACUAUGAAGUAGUUUUUUACCUUAUUUCAUCGCUCGAUAACUAAAAUGUCAUCAAAAUGUGUAUAAUUAGCUACUUUUUUUUUGAUCACUUUAAUAGCAGCACAUAUUACUUUAUGGUUUAUUCCUCAACUAAAAAGCCUUUAAAUGUUAAAAGAUAUCAGAUGGAGCUUACUUUAUGUGAUUGUUUUUGUAGCUGAUUUGAUUAUAUUUUAACAGAUAUUUAGUUUAUUCUAAUUAAUUUUGACAGUAAAAUAUUUAAAUUAGUAAUUUAAUAAAGUGAAGAUAUCAAAAAUUUAAUUUUUGCUGGCAAACAAAUAUUUUAUAUAAAAAAUCUCCUAAAUUAGAGAUUGA